Molecule: messenger RNA, 2585 nt
Organism: Sodiomyces alkalinus F11
Lineage: Eukaryota; Fungi; Ascomycota; Sordariomycetes; Glomerellales; Plectosphaerellaceae
Product: glucosamine-fructose-6-phosphate aminotransferase
Exons: 5
Coding region: 168-2270 (700 amino acids)
Biological process (GO): UDP-N-acetylglucosamine metabolic process; protein N-linked glycosylation; fructose 6-phosphate metabolic process
Molecular function (GO): carbohydrate derivative binding; L-glutamine:D-fructose-6-phosphate transaminase (isomerizing) activity
Source: RefSeq, a predicted model, not a curated record
CCCUUCCACUGCGAACGACAGCCAUCGUCUUACUCUAUUCGCACUCUCUCGGUAUCAUUCGUUCACACCACUAUUAUUGCCGCCAUUACCUUCGUUCGACGACAUCCAUCGAUCUCGAGUCUCUCGCCUUUUCCAUCUUCGUACGCAACUCGAAAUAAUAAGUCAAGAUGUGCGGUAUUUUCGGAUACGUGAACUACCUGGUGGAGAAGGACCGCAAAUUCAUCCUCGAUACUCUGAUUAAUGGUCUCUCACGCCUCGAAUACAGAGGAUACGACUCAGCCGGCCUAGCGAUAGAUGGUGACAAGAAAAAUGAGGUUCUUGCGUACAAGGAGGUCGGCAAGGUCGCCAAACUGAAGCAGCUCAUCGAGGAGGCCAAGCCCGACCUUACCUGCGUGUUCGACUCUCACGCCGGUAUUGCCCACACCCGCUGGGCUACUCACGGUCCUCCCUCGCGCGUCAACUGCCACCCUCACAGGUCUGACGUCAACUGGGAGUUCACCGUCGUCCACAAUGGCAUUAUCACAAACUACAAGGAGCUCAGGACGCUCCUCACAUCGAAGGGGUUCAGGUUCGAGACGGACACAGACACGGAGUGCAUUGCGAAGCUCACCAAGUAUAUCCACGAUCAGCAUCCUACCAUUGGCUUCACCGACCUGACCAAGGCGGUGAUUCAAGAGCUCGAGGGCGCCUACGGUUUGCUCAUCAAAUCCGUCCACUAUCCUCAUGAGGUCGUCGCCGCUCGUAAGGGUUCGCCCCUUGUCAUUGGCGUCAAAACUCAGCGUCGCAUGAAGGUCGACUUUGUCGACGUGGAAUACUCGGAUGAGAACGCCGCCCUUCCCGCCGAGGCUGCCUCCCAAAAUGUCGCCCUCAAGAAGCAGGACGGUCUGCUCAGCCCUAGCUCUCUCCUUGCCGCUCCCGACAAGUCCCUCCUCCACCGCUCUCAGUCCCGCGCUUUCAUGACCGAUGAUGGCAUGCCCAUGCCGACCGAGUUCUUCCUUUCGUCCGACCCUUCUGCUAUUGUCGAGCACACCAAGAAGGUCCUGUACCUCGAGGACGACGACAUUGCCCACAUCCACGAGGGUUCCCUCAACAUCCACCGCCUCAAGAAGGCGGACGGCAGCUCCAAUGUCCGCACCAUCCAGACUCUGGAGCUCGAGCUCCAGGAGAUCAUGAAGGGCAAGUUCGACCACUUCAUGCAGAAGGAGAUCUUCGAGCAGCCCGAGUCUGUCGUCAACACCAUGCGUGGUCGUCUCGACGUCGAAAACAAGGCCGUCACCCUCGGCGGUCUCCGCUCAUACAUCUCGACGAUCCGCAGAUGCCGACGGAUAAUCUUCAUCGCCUGUGGUACUAGUUAUCACUCGUGCAUGGCGGUGCGUGGCGUAUUCGAGGAGCUUGUUGAGAUCCCCAUCGCCGUUGAACUCGCUUCCGACUUCCUUGACCGUGAGGCUCCUGUUUUCCGUGAUGAUACCUGCGUCUUCGUCUCUCAGUCUGGCGAGACGGCCGACUCGCUCAUGGCCCUCAAGUACUGCCUGGAGCGCGGGGCGCUGACCGUUGGUAUUGUCAACGUCGUCGGCUCCUCCAUCUCCCUGCUCACCCACUGCGGUGUCCACAUCAACGCCGGCCCAGAGAUCGGCGUCGCCUCCACCAAGGCGUACACCUCCCAGUUCAUCGCCAUGGUCAUGUUUGCCCUGUCGCUCAGCGAAGACCGCGCAUCCAAGCAGAAGCGUAGGGAGGAGAUCAUCGAUGGCCUGUCUAGGAUCAGCGACCAAAUCCGUGACAUCCUCACCCAGGACCAGGCCAUCAAGGAGCUCUGCUCCAACACCUUCAAGAACCAGAAGUCUCUCCUGCUGCUCGGCCGUGGUAGCCAGUUCUCCACUGCCCUGGAGGGUGCGCUCAAGAUCAAGGAAAUCUCAUACCUCCACUGCGAGGCUGUCAUGUCGGGCGAGCUGAAGCACGGCGUGCUGGCUUUGGUCGAUGAGGACCUUCCCAUCAUCAUGAUCUUGACACGCGACAACAUCUUCAAGAAGUCUCUCAACGCUUAUCAGCAAGUCAUUGCCCGCGGCGGCAAGCCCAUUGUUAUCUGCAACCCCGACGACCCCGAAUUCGAGGCCAGCCAAGCCCAGAAGAUCGAGAUCCCCAAGACGGUCGACGUCCUUCAGGGUAUCCUCAACGUCAUUCCCCUGCAGCUCAUCGCCUACUGGCUCGCCGUCAUGGAAGGGCUCAACGUCGACUUCCCGCGCAACUUGGCCAAGUCGGUGACUGUCGAGUAAAUAUGGGAAAGAACUACUCCUAUCUGUAUUCCAUAAUAUUCGCACCAGGAGUCGAAACGAAGGGUGUUUUUAUAACGCCUCCCCUUGGCGGAUCAAACAAGGAGUUGGGAUGCCUUAUAUGGGACGAGGAACUAGGCAGGCCGGUCCUUGGGUUUUUGUUAAUUGUUUUGCUUUGGUCAGAUACCUCAUUAUGUGUUCUGCUUUUCAUCAUGGGAGAGAGAAAAAGACGGGGGAUCGGAUAUAUAGUGGGGGAUCGCUCAUGUCAUCAUGUAUUACUGGGAAGGAAGACGGUAACGGCUGGAUUCGUGGUGGGAG